AGUUUUCAAAGUAAUUUACAACGUUUGAAUUAUUUAUUUUUUUUUAAAUCAAGUUAUAUUUUGUAUAUAAAAUUAAUCAAACUAGAAAUUUGAAAAUUUAUUAUAUUUAAACAAAGAAAAUUUUCAGUUAAGAGAAAAAAUAAAAAAAAAAAUAUUUUAUAAAACAUUUAAAAAGCAGUGCAUUUAUACAUUGUGGUAUUAUACAAAAAAAAAAAAGACAAAUUAUAACUGUUAUACAAUUUUCAAAUUAUUAUAAAUACAUAAAAUAGUAGAAAACCAUGUCAGAAGCCCAAUACGAUAAAUACGAGCAUUAUAAUUUUGAUCACGAUAAGCAUAUUUUCUCUAGUCACAGCGGUAAACAACGUUCAAAAAAAGAAGCUAGCACACAUACAAAUCAUUUUGAUCCAAGCGGACAUUCUAGGAAAAUCUUAACAAAAUUAAUGAAUACCGAUUCAAAUAAUAAAACAAAGAAGUGAUUUUAAUUCAAAAAAAAAAUAAAUUUUUAAAAUUUAAGUUAACAA
Molecule: messenger RNA, 521 nt
Organism: Condylostylus longicornis
Lineage: Eukaryota; Metazoa; Arthropoda; Insecta; Diptera; Dolichopodidae
Product: nuclear protein 1
Exons: 1
Coding region: 279-476 (65 amino acids)
Biological process (GO): regulation of transcription by RNA polymerase II; negative regulation of cell cycle; negative regulation of cell population proliferation
Cellular component (GO): nucleus
Source: RefSeq, a predicted model, not a curated record